AUGCUGCAAAAAGUGUGUGGAUUUUUCUCCAAGUUUAACUUAGAUUGCUGCAGAAAAGACGUCGAAAUCGGUGAAUUAGUUACUUCUAAAGAAAAUGAUCUAGAUACCACAAAAUUUACUUCCCAAGAUAACAGCAGAUUAUUUAGCACUGUUAUAGAAGAAACAGAAGAAAAUAUUGACAAAAAUACUGCAGAAUCCAAAUCUAAAAGAUGUGACUCUAUUGGAACUUAUAAUACCAAUGCAGAGCUUCCAAACGAUAAAACUGCUGCUAAGCCCAACACUCCAAAAUUCAAAGAAGCUAAUGCUCCACAAAAAUCAACUGAAAAUUCUAAAAGAAUUGAUGAAAUGAAAAAGAAAAUAAAUCAACUGGAUGAUAAAAUAGAAAAAGCAAAAGAACUCCAGAAUAACAAGAGAGGAUCUAUUGAAUAUAAACAAAAAAGUGUAAAACAAUUAAUUUCAGAACUCGAUAAAAUUUUUGCAAAUCAAUUAGCGAAGCGAAAUGAAAAUAAUGCAGCUAGCCCUAUUGAGAUAGAAAGGCCUUUUAUUCCAAAAAGGAGGCCAAAAACCCCAGAGAACUUUGAAUUCUAA
Blepharisma stoltei is the source of this 588-nucleotide messenger RNA. NCBI's taxonomy places the organism in Eukaryota, Ciliophora, Heterotrichea, Heterotrichida, Blepharismidae. The record is from the annotation of a GenBank genome assembly.